Messenger RNA from Leptosia nina, 336 nucleotides. NCBI's taxonomy places the organism in Eukaryota, Metazoa, Arthropoda, Insecta, Lepidoptera, Pieridae. The record is from the annotation of a GenBank genome assembly.
AUGGCGGCAAAAGGUACUCAAGUUCAGGGGAAAGUGAAGGGCGAAAGCUCUGGUAAAAGUCGGGAGCCAUGUCCAUGGAUGUGUAAUCUGAUACCAACCAACCUGCCCAGCCCUAGAGCGGCACAAGCAGUGUUACAUCCAAGGAAAGAUGUCUUUGUUCUCAAAGUAGCAAAAAUUGGGCCAAACGGUGACAGACGUUGCAAAAUGGAGCUGGAACUGGUAACACCGAAGGGUCCCGAAAAGAAGGCUCCCGGCCGCGUGGAUACGAGAGAAGCUCAGUGCGACCCAGAACCUUCACCGUGCUGUUGUUCCAGAGCUAAGAAGAAGAAGAAGUAG